AUGGCAACAACUUUUCUGGGAUCUGCCCACGAACAGGUUACAAAUGCCUAUGCCAAUGCUCCAAGUUUUCAAAAGAUGGCUGCCCAGAUGGGAAUCACUGAUUUCCACCAGUGGGCCUCAGCCAAAGCCAUUGACCUUCACUCUCGAGCUGGACAACAGCUCGUUGAGCUGGUGCAAACCAAAGUGAAGGCGGAAUUUGGCAACGAGGUCUUUGGAAUGCUGGACGCCCUUUCAGAAUGUAUGGAAAAGAUUUCCAAGGAGCUGAAACUGAAAGAGGCAAAAUUUGGCUUGACAAUGGCGCUUCUGCUGGUUGCCAUGCAACACAACACCCUGAAGCCACCGGAACACGAAGGACCACUGACUGAUGUCGCCCUGUUGGACGAAGCCGCAUACUGGGUUGACUUUGCGCAGGGUGCAUACGGCAAAGAGGACAUCAAAGGGUACGACAAAGCAAGCGUCAAUGUCGCAAUCGGCGAGAAGCCCGGGGUGGAAGUGCGCGCCGCAAACCUUCAAAAUGCAGGGGUUCAAAUGCCCGGCCACUUUGUUGCGGUGGACAGGAACAGAAAGCUGUCGUCCUGGGAAUUCGUGGCACCACCACACUUUCAGAUGCAUUGA
Messenger RNA from Cladocopium goreaui, 615 nucleotides. The record is from the annotation of a GenBank genome assembly. NCBI's taxonomy places the organism in Eukaryota, Dinophyceae, Suessiales, Symbiodiniaceae.